AUGCAAGGAAUUGUUGAACUUUCUUCUUCUAUAGGUCAACCAAUGUCAACAUCAAGAUUACUUCCACCAAUUGAUAUGCCCAUUUCUCAGAAUUUAAUGGCGGGUUAUGAUAAAAAUGUUUGGAAUUUGGUUAAUGGUUUCACUUAUUU
Molecule: messenger RNA, 149 nt
Organism: Dentiscutata erythropus
Lineage: Eukaryota; Fungi; Glomeromycota; Glomeromycetes; Diversisporales; Gigasporaceae
Source: the annotation of a GenBank genome assembly